GAAUUUAGCGACAACCAUAAUGUGGAGGUCGGAAAGGUUAAUCGGAGUCCACACGAUGACAUAAAUUAAUUAACAUCGUGCAUAAAAUUAUCUGUUCGUUCGAUCGGUUCGCAAGAUCGAAUUUCCAAAAUUUCUCGGUCGGUUCAAACUUCAUUAUUUCCUCGCGCGUUCCAAUACUCGCCUGUGCCGCGGCGACAAAUGGGACGGCGAUGUACGCGAAGGCGCAAUGUUAUCGGAGCGCGCGAUCCGUCCCACCGUGCUUAUCCCGACGGCUCGCACACUAUCUUCACACAAGCUGGAAAAACCUUAAGUGCGGAUCAGUUGCCGAGCAAUUUCACAAAAAUAUACGUCAUAAACACGACGAUAAUAGAAAGGAUAAUGUGCUUAACAUGAUCAAUAAUCAAUACUUGGAUCACAUGUACAAGACAUGGCUCGAGGAUCGAAAGUCCGUAAGUUCCUCGUGGGACUCGUAUUUUAAACUGAUCCACGCGGAAAGCCGCCCUAAGGACGCCCGCGUCAAGUCCAUCAGUUCGAGCCGCGUCAGUUCGUCUCCUAAGUUAAUAGCAUCGAAAGAAGGCGGGCAAUCGGGCAAGAGACCGUUGUUGAAAGGGUUCGUUCGGGAGAAAUCGGACAGCCAGAUGCAGGGGGAUCAAUACAUAAGCAGCGCGCUCGAUAUCACUGCGACGAUCCGUGCCUAUCAAGCACGCGGCCACUUGAUAGCCGACACCGAUCCGUUGGGCAUACAGAAUCCGGAGUCGGCAAAGCUGCAGGGCACCGCGAACCUGCCGCCCGAGAUCGUGGUGCGGCAGCAUCUCAAGGGGAUGACGGAGGCGGACAUGGACAGGGAGUUUCCCCUCGCGCCCUUGACCGUUAUCGGGGGCGACAAGAGGAGCCUGCCGCUGCGGGAGAUACUGAAGAGGCUCAACGAGGUUUACUGCGGCCACCUGGGCCUCGAGUACACGUAUAUUCACGACCUCAAUGUGUUAGAUUGGUUGAGGGACAAGUUUGAGAUACCAGGCGUCUGGAAAUUGCCUGCAGAGCACCGAAAGUGGAUUUGGAUGAAUAUCAUGAGGGGCGUGAGUUUUGAGAACUUUUUAGCAAAGAAGUACGGAACGGAGAAGAGAUUCGGGUUAGAAGGUUGCGAAUCGUUCAUACCAUCCAUGGCGGAAUGCAUAGAAACGUCAGCGUUAAAUGGAGUUGAAACUGUAAUUAUCGGUAUGGCGCAUCGCGGUCGUCUAAAUACUUUGGCAAACAUUUGCUCGAAACCGAUGAGUCAGUUGUUCACCCAGUUCAACCCGAUCGCUCUCGAGGGAUUCGGUUCCGGUGAUGUGAAGUAUCACCUCGGAACGCACUCGGAGAGGUUAUUAGAAAGAAGCAAGAAGAGGGUGUUACACGCCGUAAUGGCGAAUGCCUCCCACCUGGAAGCGAUCGAUCCGGUCAUAGUCGGUCGCGUUCGCGCCGAACAAGUUGAGAAAGGUGACGCGGAGUACGGCAAAAAAUCGUUGGCUAUAUUGGUUCACGGUGACGCCGCUUUUUCCGGCCAAGGUGUCGUUUACGAAACGAUGCAUCUCACCGAUUUACCGGAGUACACAACGGGUGGCGUUAUACACGUCGUAAUUAACAAUCAAAUUGGCUUUACAACUGACCCAAGAUAUUCACGAUCCAGUGUGCAUUGCACGGAUGUCGCACGUGUUGUUAACGCACCCAUUUUUCACGUACAUGCUGACGAUCCCGAUUUAGUCACUUAUUGCAGCAAGGUGGCCAGCGAAUAUCGGGCUACCUUUCAUAACGACGUGGUAGUCGACGUCGUUGGAUACCGAAGACGCGGACACAACGAGAUGGACGAGCCAAUGUUAACUCAGCCGCUCAUGUACAAGCGAAUAAAAGAUCACCCCAGUAUUCUAUCCAUAUACACCGACAAACUGCUUAAAGAAGGCGUGAUAACGGAAGCUUUCGCAAAGGAGGAAACAGAAAAGUAUCUGAACCAUUGCGAGGAGGAAUUCGCGAAAGCGCAGACCAUCAGCUCGAUGCAAAUGAGCGACUGGCACGACGUGCCCUGGACCGAAUUCUACUCGCAUCAGUCUCCGAAAAAUAAGAUACCGCCGACCGGCAUCGACAUCGCGACUAUUAAGACGAUAUGCACUACUGUAUCCACUCCUCCGAAGGAUAUCGAGGCACAUCUUCAAGUGCUGAGGGCGAUGGACAGGCGAACGAAACUUAUGGAGUCCCGGCAGAUCGACUGGGCGAUGGGGGAGUGCUUGGCUUUUCUCAGCCUGUUAAAGGAUGGCCACCACGUCAGACUGUCCGGGCAAGACGUCGAACGUGGCACCUUCACCCAACGGAUACACAUCGUUCACGAUCAGAGUAAAGACAAGACCUACAAGAAUAUUCUGCGCGACGUUUUCCCGAAGCAGGCUCUGUACACCGUCUCGAAUUCGUCGCUAUCGGAAUACGGCGUGUGUGGAUUCGAAUUGGGAUACUCGGCGUACAAUCAUAAUACUCUGACAGUCUGGGAAGCACAAUUCGGCGACUUCGCCAACACCUGUCAGGUCAUACUAGACUGCCUGCUGUGCUCCGGACAAUCCAAAUGGGGCAGGCAAGUGGGACUGGUGCUGUUGCUGCCGCACGGCUUGGAGGGCCAGGGACCGGAACAUUCGUCCGCGAGAUUGGAGAGAUUUCUUCAGCUGUGCGACGACGAUUGUACUCACGUGCCCGGAACCGAGCCCGGCGCCCCUGCCGGUGAGAACGUUGAGCAAAUCAUGACGAGACAGCUUUUCGAGAUCAAUUGGAUCGUCGCCAAUCCCACGACGCCCGCGAGUCUCUUCCAUCUUCUCCGCCGGCAGAUAUUGAUGCCGUUCCGCAAGCCGUUGGUUCUUAUGACCCCCAAAUCAUUGCUGCGUCACCCGAUGGCGAUAUCGAAUUUCGAGGAGAUAGGACCGGGCACGAGUUUGAAGCACGUUCUACCGGACCCUUUCGUGAAGCCCGGAAACGUGAAGAAGGUGUUGCUCUGCACUGGCAAAGUGUAUUACGAUUUGGUAGUCGAGCGGCAGGAACAACAGUUAGAAGAUAAGAUAGCGAUCAUUAGAAUCGAGCAGCUAUGUCCUUUUCCGUACCAUCCCUUGGCAGCGGAAAUGACGAAAUAUCCGGGAGCAAAAAUUAUGUGGCUGCAAGAGGAGCACAAGAAUCAAGGUGCUUAUUCUUACGUGAGAGAUAGAAUAGCCUUAGCCUUGGGCAUUCCGCUCGAGAACGUGAAGUACGGCGGUCGGCCUGCUUCGGCCGCGCCAGCGACCGGUAGCAAAAUUAUUUAUAAGGAUGAGCAUUAUAACAUGCUGGCAAACGCGAUGAAGCUCGAUUAAGCCUACAUGAAGAUCGUCGUGAAACAUCGUAUAAAAAAAUAAGAUACUUUUCGAACCAUAUAUAUUAAAGAAAAUGUAUUUGUAAAAUGUAAUCGUUGAAAUUUAUCGUAAAAGGAGA
Wasmannia auropunctata (little fire ant) is the source of this 3474-nucleotide messenger RNA. Its product is annotated as 2-oxoglutarate dehydrogenase, mitochondrial-like. The record is from RefSeq and is a predicted model, not a curated record. Lineage: Eukaryota; Metazoa; Arthropoda; Insecta; Hymenoptera; Formicidae. Gene Ontology annotation, molecular function: thiamine pyrophosphate binding; oxoglutarate dehydrogenase (succinyl-transferring) activity. Gene Ontology annotation, cellular component: oxoglutarate dehydrogenase complex; mitochondrion. Gene Ontology annotation, biological process: tricarboxylic acid cycle. Bases 210 to 3356 code for a protein of 1048 amino acids. The transcript has 15 exons.